AUGACCGCCGAUGCAGAGGCCGAUUUAACGACACCGAGGAGGUCGAUGGGGACUGCCGCAGAUGCGUCCGCCGCUAUAGAGACCGCAACUACCUGGGCCAUCAACAUUGAAGAGAUGGAAUGGAGAGGUAAGCACGAGCACUGUGCCAACCCACUUGUGCCUGCCCAGGAACGGCUUUACCCCACUUGGGCUGUGACAGACGCUGUGGUAGCACCCUGGCUGAUGUAG
Molecule: messenger RNA, 228 nt
Organism: Pseudogymnoascus destructans
Lineage: Eukaryota; Fungi; Ascomycota; Leotiomycetes; Thelebolales; Thelebolaceae
Exons: 2
Coding region: 1-228 (75 amino acids)
Source: RefSeq, a predicted model, not a curated record